AUUUCAAAUUUCGUUUUAUUUAAAUAUAAAAUAUCAAUUUAUAACUAAUUAGUGAAUCCUAAUCCGUUUUAAUUAACCAACUUAGAUUAGUAGCAAAAGUGACGUCACAACUGUCAGAUGCGCACGGCACCUUGCUAUCAAUGCUCCAUUUCAAUAACCGCUUUAAAAUCCAAAAUCCGUAAUCAUGUCCAGCGGAUUUCAAAUUUCGUUUUAUUUAAAUAUAAAAUAUCAAUUUAUAACUAAUUAGUGAAUCCUAAUCCGUUUUAAUUAACCAACUUAGAUUAGUAGCAAAAGUGACGUCACAACUGUCAGAUGCGCACGGCACCUUGCUAUCAAUGCUCCAUUUCAAUAACCGCUUUAAAAUCCAAAAUCCGUAAUCAUGUCCAGCGGAUUUGUGCGCAGCAGCUACAAAUUAUUCGUGGGCAACUUGCCGUGGACGAUCGGAAACAAGGAGCUAAAGAUAUACUUCUCCAAGUACGGGCACGUGGCCAACGCGGAAGUGGUUUUUGACCGGCAAGUGGGACUAUCAAAGCACUAUGGAUUUGUGGUGUUCAGCCAACGGGAUGCCUUUAACAGCGCAUGCAACCAAAACACCCACUUCCUCGAGGGCCGGGUCCUCACUGUGCAGCGGGCAAAUGAAAGUCCGCAAGGGCAAUAGAUAAUAUUAUGAUUGAUUUAAUGGUUAUUUCGAAAAAGACCAGAAGGCAUAGUUUCGAAACAGAUUAGUUACACAAGAAUGUAGCGAUUAAAGUACUAAGGAUCCAA
Messenger RNA from Drosophila ficusphila, 765 nucleotides. It is a transcript of the gene SLIRP2, whose product is annotated as 28 kDa ribonucleoprotein, chloroplastic. Gene Ontology annotation, molecular function: mRNA binding. NCBI's taxonomy places the organism in Eukaryota, Metazoa, Arthropoda, Insecta, Diptera, Drosophilidae. Bases 380 to 658 code for a protein of 92 amino acids. The transcript has a single exon. The record is from RefSeq and is a predicted model, not a curated record.